UUGAACCACGUCCAUCUUAUCAUUUUCUUUCUCAGAAAAAAACAACCACCGAAAACAAACAGAACAAGAAACGGAGCCCGCGGGUUGCGUCAUGUCGGGGAAAGGGCGAUAUUGAACCACAAUUGACAUGUGAGAACAGUAAACUUAAAUGCGACUUUCCCGAACUGAGAAAAUGCGAUCUUAAUGCUGUGAGAAAAGCUUGGGCUUGUGGUGGUGAAGAUACAGUUAUGACUAGAAAAUUUGAUAUAGCUCUAACGAGAUCGGACAUGCACAGUUUAAAAGAUGGUGCCUGGUUAAAUGACAAAAUCAUUGAUUUUUAUUUGGAAAUGAUUGUGGAACGCAGUAAUAACGGCCCAGGACCAAAAUGUUUUGCAUUUAACUCACACUUCUACCUCCAGUUGAAACAACGUGGGGCUGAUGAAGUGGAAGAUUGGAGUGGAUGUACCGAUAUUUUUCAUAAAAAUUUAAUAUUUGUGCCAGUUUUCGACAAUAAUAACCACUGGACUCUGAUAAUAGUAAAUACGAAAACUAAAACAAUAAAAUUUUAUGAUAGUAAAGGUUCUAGAAAUAGCGUGGCUCCCACAUUGGUCCUACGUUAUCUGGUUGUGGAACACAUGAACAAGAAAUCUGCAUGUCUAGAUUGGAAGCGAUACCAGAUGGUUCCAAAUGCGCCUACACCGCAACAGAUGAAUGACUCUGACUGCGGAGUAUUUCUGUUGACGUUAGCGGAGUUCAUGAGCAGAAAUCGGCCAUUGGUUUUCUGUCAAAAUGAUAUGCCGUAUUUGAGAAAGAGAAUUGUUGCGGAAAUUAUGAUAGGAAAACUACUCACAAGUUUUACUUGUCUGGAUAGCGAAAACACCAGCUAGUUCUGCGCAACGCCACUCUUCAAGUGUAACAAAUCCAGUGGUGUCUUUGUUUUUUGUUCAGUUUAUAAAUAGAGAUGCGACUUGUGCAUAAAUUUAGGAUGAAGGAAAAGUAGCUGCCGAAUAUUACCUCAAGGAUAUAACAGAAUUGUGAAACCAUCUCGGGAAGUAAUAAAGAUAUAAUUUACA
Messenger RNA from Aethina tumida (small hive beetle), 1052 nucleotides. RefSeq names its product sentrin-specific protease 2-like. NCBI's taxonomy places the organism in Eukaryota, Metazoa, Arthropoda, Insecta, Coleoptera, Nitidulidae. The transcript is spliced from 3 exons. Gene Ontology annotation, cellular component: nucleus. The record is from RefSeq and is a predicted model, not a curated record. Gene Ontology annotation, molecular function: deSUMOylase activity. Gene Ontology annotation, biological process: protein desumoylation. The coding region runs from base 228 to 866 and encodes 212 amino acids.